Molecule: messenger RNA, 1875 nt
Organism: Cygnus atratus (black swan)
Lineage: Eukaryota; Metazoa; Chordata; Aves; Anseriformes; Anatidae
Product: putative DBH-like monooxygenase protein 2
Exons: 15
Coding region: 1-1875 (624 amino acids)
Biological process (GO): dopamine catabolic process; norepinephrine biosynthetic process; octopamine biosynthetic process
Cellular component (GO): secretory granule membrane
Molecular function (GO): copper ion binding; dopamine beta-monooxygenase activity
Source: RefSeq, a predicted model, not a curated record
AUGAAGUUCAACAAAGCCAAAUACAAUGUCCUGCACCUGGGCCAAGGCUAUCCCAAGCAUCAGUACAGACUGGGUGAUGAAUGGAUUGAGAGAAGUCCUGUAGAGAAGGACUUGGGAGUUCUGCCUGAACCUCCACUCUUACGUUUCUCUGUCUACCUGGAUCCUUCAAACAUGGUAUACCUUCGUUGGGACCAUGAUGAACAGGAGAUGAUGACUUUUGACCUGCAGGUUCACACAACUGGCUGGGUGGCGUUUGGAUUCAGCCCUCAUGGAGAGUUGCCUGGAUCUGACAUUGUGAUUGGAGGUGUCUUCCCUAAUGGCAGCAUCUACUUCUCUGAUUUUCAUGUGGUAGAUGAGGCAACCCUUGAGGAAGAUGACAGCCAGGACUACCAACUGCUGUCAGUAACAGAGAACGAGACCUCCACCACCAUGCUGUUCAAGCGCCACCUCCGGACGUGUGACUCAAAUGACCUGGAUAUCACAAUGGACACAGCACGUCUCAUUACUGCAUUUGGCACUGAUGACACAGUCCAACUCUUUAAGGGCCAAAAAUUUUCUAAAUCUCUUUUCUUGAUGAGAUACAGAAGUCCAUCCAACUCAACUGACCCUAAAAUAUUCUUCACCUAUGACCUGAGGCUGGACAACUUUGCUGUUCCCGUUGAAGAAACCAAGUAUGCCUGUACCUUUCUCCCACUGCCCAUGGUUAAGCAGAAACACCACAUCUACAAGUUUGAACCUGUAAUAACACCCCACAACAUAACUUUAGUUCAUCAUAUUCUGAUUUAUGCCUGUGGCAAUGCCAGUGUGUUACCAAGUGGCAUAGAUGAUUGCUACGGAGCCAAUCCAGAUUUUGCCCUGUGCUCCCAGGUGGUUGUGGGCUGGGCUGUUGGAGGAGAGUCUUAUCAGUUUCCAGAUGAUGCUGCAUAUUCCAUUGGGACACCUUGGGACCCUCAGUAUGUCCGACUGGAAAUCCAUUACAGCAAUUUUGACUUAGUAUCAGGCUUGAUCGACAGUUCAGGGGUACGAAUCUACUAUACACCAGAGGUACGAAAGUACGAUGUGGGGGUACUGCAAACAGGCAUCUUCACUUUCCCUGUGCAUUUCAUUCCUCCUGGAGCAGAAUCCUACAGAUCUUACGGCCUUUGCAAUUCAAGCCAGUUUGAUGAAAUGAAUGGGACACCGGUUCCAGAUCUGCACAUCUUUGCCUACUUGCUUCACACUCACCUGGCUGGCAGAGGAGUGAAGGUUACCCAGUACAGGAAUGGAAAACAGCUGGGGAUCAUCUGUGAGGACAACAAGUAUGACUUCACCUUGCAGGAGAUUCGGGACAUGAAGGAAAUCCUUGUAAUCAAACCAGGGGAUGAGAUCCUGGUCGAAUGUAACUUUCAGACACUGGAUCGGUCAGGGAUUACUUUUGCUGGGCCAAGCACCAUGAAUGAGAUGUGUCUCUCAUUCCUCUUCUACUACCCUCGUAACAACAUCUCCAGCUGUAUGGGCUACCCUGACAUUUUGUAUGUUGCGCAUGUACUCAAGCAGGAGGCCUCAGAUGCAGUGGAAGGAAUGAUGGCCAUGGACUUUGUUGACUGGAAUAACGAAACUGUCAAAACUGCAGAGAAAGCAGCCAAGGAGGCAGAUCAAAUAGUUGUGAUUAAAACCAUUAAUGAAAUCCAGAAAAGUGAGAGUGGUCUCAUCAGAGACAUUCAUAUUCCAGAGCGGGCUCUCUGUCACAAUAUUUCUGCAAAACUGACACUGUCAGAUCUGAGAGCUACUGCAAACCUUCGUUUGACCGCAGAACACAAGAUUUAUGGGCAGUAUCAAGAAAUCACAUCGCCCAACCUCUAUCUGCAACGGCAGUCAAAGGUGUACAACUACUGA